GCCCACUUUCCAUGUUGUGUCUAGGGCGUUUUCCCUACCACUCCCCUUUGUCUUUCCAGUAGUAGGUUCUCCCAUAGAAUAAGUGAUGGAAAAGAUGGGCUGUAGAAUAUCACAGCCAGGUUCAUAUCCCAUCUCUGCCACAACCUAGACACAGACUCUGGGUGAAUGCCUUACCUCUCUGAGCAUUAGUGGUGUUUUUUGUUUUGUUUUGUUCUGUUUUUGUUUUUCUUUGAGGGAGUACCAUCUGUAAAAUGAAAAUGAUAAUCUAGUAUCUCCUUCAUAAGCACAGUUAUUAGGGCUGGGAGUAAACAAUUGGAAAGUAUUCAGCAUACUACUUGACUCAUAUAAGCAAGUCUGCUAUUAAUGAGGCUUUUAGCAUGUUUCAUUUUUAGUGUGAUUAUUCUCCCACUUAAGAUUUGAAAAAGCGAAUCCCCCCCCUUUUUAAUGAAAACUAUGAGAAUCUGAAUGGAGCCUAGAGUGUACAGUUACAGCAUAUAGAUUCAAAUACAGUUCCAAGAUUAUUAAUGGCUUCACCAAAUAGAAAGUAUUUCUCUUAAUGUAAACUUCUAGUGGAGUGGAGUGGCACAUACCUAUAAUCCCAGCACUGAGGAGGCUGAUGCAGGAGAACUUUGAGGCCAGCUUGUGGUAUAGUGCACUACAUAGGGGGACCCUGACAAUACAUUAAUUAAUUAAUUAAUUAAUUAAUUAAUUAAUUCUAGGCUUGUAGAAUGCAUCUUUCUUACUGGUGCCCACCACAGUCUGCUUUCUCCCCACAAAUCACCCAUUUUAUAACUUUUCUCUGCAUCUCUAGUCCACCUGUGCCAAAAUAAAUGAUUGUUUAAGAUAAGGCUAAAUUAGGGCCAGGGAUUUAGCGCAAAGGUUCCGCCACAUGCCUCGAAAGUGCAGGGUCCUGAGUUCAAUCUCCAGUACCAAAAAUAAAUAAAUAAGGCUAAAUUUUAAAAAAUAAAAUAAGGCUAAACUUGCACCGUAGUCUUCAGGGUCUCAGGCCCUAUCUAUCUUGAGCUUUAACCAUACUGGGGGUGGCCCUCGCAGGAUGGCAGCCAUCACACCACAGCCCGACCAGAGAAGAGAGGUAUUUCUGUCAUGGACUCAUUUAGCUACAAGGGUAACUGGAAAACAUAGCCGUGAGCAAAUUCGUCUAUUCCAGCCAGUAAUCUUACGGUGGGCCCUUACAGUCUUUUCCUGUCCACACCCCACCCUCUCCCCCAUGGGAGAGGAACCGGAAGUCAGUAGAAGAGCUGGCCGAGCACCCACCCACGUGGGUUCAGGAGAGCGGAAGUCUGUUUUCGCCUAGCCGUAAAACGCAGCUGGCUUCCGAUUUUUGCGUCUUUCAGUUGACGAGAAGGGUUGCGUCUGUUGGUGUUGACCUUCCUCAUGCUCAGAAAUAUUGGACCUUUGCCGAUUCAACUUUUCCCUGUUGGCCCUGGCUUCACCUUGUAUCAUGUUCAAGAAAUUUGACGAAAAGGAAAAUGUGUCCAGCUGCAUCCAGUUGAAAACUUCAGUUAUAAAGGGUGUUAAGAACCAACUGGUAGAGCAGUUUCCAGAUAUUGAGCCAUGGCUUAAUCAAAUCAUACCUAAGAAAGAUCCUGUCAAAAUAGUCCGAUGCUAUGAACAUACAGAAAUCCUUGCGGUAAAUGGAGAAUUAGUAUUUUUUGCACAAAGAAAAGGGCCUUUUUAUCCAACCCUAAGGUUACUUCACAAAUACCCUUUUAUCCUGCCACAUCAGCAAGUUGAUAAAGGAGCCAUCAAAUUUGUUCUCAGUGGUGCAAAUAUCAUGUGUCCAGGUUUAACUUCUCCAGGAGCCAAGCUUUACCCUGCCGCAGUAGAUUCUAUUGUUGCAGUCAUGGCAGAAGGAAAACAGCAUGCUCUGUGCAUUGGAGUCAUGAAGAUGUCUGGAGAAGACAUUGGGAAAAUUAAUAAAGGAAUCGGCAUUGAAAAUAUCCAUUAUUUAAAUGAUGGACUGUGGCAUAUGAAGACAUAUAAAUGAGACAAAUACACUGAGGCUAAAUAGGAAUAUUGUGUUACGUGUUUGUUUCUUUGUGUGAUAGCAUGAUGGCACUGUUUAUGCCGAAUUAAUAGUUUUGUUUUUUUUUUUGUUUUGUUUUGUUUUGUUUUUUGGUAU
Molecule: messenger RNA, 2143 nt
Organism: Fukomys damarensis (Damara mole-rat)
Lineage: Eukaryota; Metazoa; Chordata; Mammalia; Rodentia; Bathyergidae
Product: malignant T-cell-amplified sequence 1-like
Exons: 1
Coding region: 1463-2008 (181 amino acids)
Biological process (GO): formation of translation preinitiation complex
Molecular function (GO): RNA binding
Source: RefSeq, a predicted model, not a curated record